ACGUUAACUUUUUGCUAAUACAUAUUAGCAUAAUGAAUCGUUUAGUAGUUCGAUUUGUAAGCCAUUUUUUUUUCAAAAUAAUCAGUCUGUAUCCACCAACGGUGAAUGAAAGUUCAUGCUUUGCUUUUCGUAGUUUCUUCUAUAAAUAUAAUAUUAUUUUUUCUGUUAUAUUAAUUGUUUCUAUUAUUGAAAUAUUAUUGAAACCAAAAUUAUAUAUCAAAAUGUUCAACUUGUUUCUUGUAACAAUUCUAUUUAGUAUUUAUUUCAUUUUUGAUUUUAAUUAUUUUCUUAGAAUGUUCUUUACAUUCAUUUGGGCUAAAUGUUUUAAAAGUAAGGUUAAACUUAUUGACGAAACGUCCAUUUAUGGAAUCUGUACUACACAAGACUUGGAUUAUGCGUUACAUAUGAACAAUGCAAGAUAUCUACGUGAAUUAGAUUUUGCUCGUUUAGAUAACUUCAUUCGAACUAAUAUGUUUGAUAGGAUGACAAGAAUGGGCAUCACUACAGUUGUCAGUGGUUCAUGCACAAGAUAUCGACGAACGGUACCAUUUCUCAUGGUAUAUAAAAUUGUAAUGAAGUUGAUUCAUUUGGACGAGAAACAUUUAUAUUAUGAAUGCAAAUUAAUAAAUCCACGAAAUAAUUUUAUUCAUACAGUAAUUUUCACUAAAAUUACACCGAUCGGUUUAAAGCUACCAUUAACAGAAUUCAUAAAAGAAUUAGAACCAGAUAUACAUUUACCAGAAAUAACGAAAGAUUUGAAAUGUUGGUUGGAAUCGAUGGAAUAUUCCUCUCAGAUACUUAGAAAGAAGAAUUAGAGAUUUGUUUUUUCUUUUUUUUUUUUGUUCUUUUUAAAUUUUAUACUCUGAAAAUAUUAAACAAGGUAUCGUGA
Messenger RNA from Polistes dominula (European paper wasp), 889 nucleotides. RefSeq names its product protein THEM6. The record is from RefSeq and is a predicted model, not a curated record. Lineage: Eukaryota; Metazoa; Arthropoda; Insecta; Hymenoptera; Vespidae.